Messenger RNA from Solea senegalensis (Senegalese sole), 8444 nucleotides. RefSeq names its product myosin X, like 1 (gene myo10l1). The transcript is spliced from 43 exons. NCBI's taxonomy places the organism in Eukaryota, Metazoa, Chordata, Actinopteri, Pleuronectiformes, Soleidae. Bases 388 to 6684 code for a protein of 2098 amino acids. Gene Ontology annotation, biological process: signal transduction. The record is from RefSeq and is a predicted model, not a curated record. Gene Ontology annotation, molecular function: cytoskeletal motor activity; protein binding; ATP binding. Gene Ontology annotation, cellular component: myosin complex; cytoskeleton.
CUCACACGAGGCAGACCUGGAAAACCGGGACACUUCUCGCAGCUCCGCUCCAUGCACCGGCUCCGUGGCGUGGACAUUUUUUAAUACAUCAUCACAGCCUGCUCUUGGGUUUUCCUUCCUCCCCUCCUCAUUCUCAUGUGGAUUCUUUGCGCAUCGCGCUCGCGGACGCAGCAGAGGUGUGUUUGAGCUGUUGAGCAUUUUCCCACCCGGAGAUGAACACAUGAACGCUUGGUGAAUGGGAAACACCAGCACGGAGGCAGCGCUACCUUCCCCCCAUUUUGACAAGCUCGCUCGCUCCUCCGUUGGCGAGAUUUGCGCACGCGACACCGGAGCCGGUGUGUGCGCUCUGCGGGGCCGGGCGCGCGUUGUCUGGGAGGAGUAGGGAGGAUGGAGGCGUUUUUUACAGAGGGAGCCCGUGUCUGGGUCAGAGAGAAGGAGCAGUUUGUUCCUGCAACUGUAAACUCCUGCGAUGGAACCCUCGUGCUCACGACCGACUAUGGGGAGGUGCUGUACCUGCAGCAGGCCGAGGUCACCAGGGAGCGAGUGUAUGCCAUGCAUCAGUCCAGCAUCGACGGGGUGGAGGACAUGUCGGCGCUGGCCGAGCUGCACGAGGCCGCCAUCAUGCACAACCUGUACCAGCGCUACCAGAAGGAUAACAUCUAUACUAAUAUUGGCAGCAUCCUGGCAGCUGUCAACCCCUACAAGCAGAUCUCAGGUCUGUACGACCCCGACAGAGUUGACCUUUACUCCAAGCAUCAUCUCGGGGAGCUCCCACCUCACAUAUUUGCCGUGGCCAACGAAUGCUAUCGCUGCAUCUGGAAACGCCACGACAGCCAGUGUGUCCUCAUCAGUGGUGAAUCGGGUGCUGGGAAGACAGAGAGCACCAAGCUAUUGCUGCAGUUCCUGUCAGUGAUGAGCCAGAAAUCAGCCGGGACGGCUCCGUCAGAGAAAAGUACACGUGUGGAGCAGGCCAUUGUACAGAGCAGUCCCAUCAUGGAAGCGUUUGGAAAUGCAAAGACUGUUUACAACAACAACUCCAGUCGCUUUGGAAAGUUCAUCCAGCUUCACUUCUCAGAGGGUGGAAACAUCCAGGGAGGCUGUGUCAUCGACUACUUACUGGAAAAGAACCGCGUGGUGCGACAAAACCCUGGUGAACGAAACUACCACAUCUUCUACGCCCUGUUAGCCGGCGCCAGCAAAGAGCAUAAAAGCCUUUACUUCCUGGAGGAGCCUGCUGAAUCUUUCCACUACCUCAGCCAAUCAGGAUGUCUGAAGGACAAGAGCCUGAACGACAAAGAACUGUUCAACAGCGUCAUGGAGGCGCUGAAGGUGUUAGAGUUCACAGAGGAUGAGAUCAGAGACAUGUUCAAGCUGCUCUCAGGAGUCUUACAGCUGGGAAACAUCGAGUUCAUGACGGCAGGAGGAGCCCAGAUCACGACCAAGCAAGUGGUCAGUGAUGCCAGUGAGCUGCUCGGUCUGGACGCCUUCCAGCUGUCCGAAGUCCUGACUCAGCGAUCCAUAAUACUCAGAGGAGAGGAAAUCUGCUCCCCACUCACUAUAGAGCAGGCCGUGGAUUCUCGGGACUCUGUUGCCAUGGCGUUAUAUUCCCAGUGUUUUUCCUGGAUCAUCCUCAAGAUCAACCAGAAAAUCAAGGGAAAGGAAAACUUUAAGUCCAUCGGCAUCCUCGACAUCUUCGGCUUUGAGAACUUUGAGGUGAACCGCUUUGAGCAGUUCAACAUCAACUAUGCCAAUGAGAAACUACAGGAGUACUUUAAUAAGCAUAUCUUCUCCCUGGAGCAGCUGGAGUACAACAGGGAGGGUGUUCAGUGGGACGCCAUCGACUGGAUGGACAAUGCCGAGUGUCUUGACCUCAUAGAAAAAAAACUGGGCUUGUUGGCACUCGUGAAUGAAGAGAGUCGAUUCCCCAAAGGAACAGACUUCACUCUGCUGGAGAAGCUGCACAGCAGACACUCUACAAACCCUUACUAUGUAAAACCCAGACUCGCGGAUCAUCAGUUUGGUAUCAAACAUUAUGCCGGCGAGGUUUUGUACGACGUUAAGGGAAUCCUGGGGAAGAACAGAGACACCUUCAGAGACGACAUCCUGAACAUGCUGAAGGACAGCAGACUGGACUUCAUCUAUGACUUGUUCGAGAAAGUCGGGAGCAGGAACAACGAGGAGAAGAUGGGAACGGCAAGACGAAAACCCACUGUGAGCUCCCAGUUCAGGGACUCCCUCCACGCCCUCAUGGCUACGCUGAGUGCAUCCAACCCUUUCUUCAUCCGUUGCAUUAAACCCAACAUGCAAAAGAACCCAAAUGUGUUUGACCCAGAGAUCGUCAUGAAUCAGCUGAGGUAUUCUGGGAUGCUGGAAACUGUGAAGAUCCGUCGUGCUGGGUUCCCCGUCCGCAGAACCUUCAAAGACUUUUUCUCUCGAUACAAGAUCAUUCUCAAAGAAAAAGUACCAGCAGGUGGCGAUGAUAAAAAGAGGAAUACAGACCUUCUGUUAAAAUAUGACAAGACCAAGAAAGAGUGGCAGCUGGGCAAGACCAAGGUAUUUAUGAAAGAGUCUCUGGAGCACCGUUUAGAGAAAGACAGGGAUGAAGUUCGACGUCAAGCUGCGAUGAUAAUCCGGGCUCACCUCCUCACCUUCUCUGCCAAGAAGCACUUCAAGCUCGUGCGCGCCAGUGUCGUCACCCUGCAGAAACACGUCCGCAAGCACCUCCAACGCAGGCGGUUCGUGAAGCAGCGCGAGGCGGCCCUGGUGCUGCAGAGACACCGGCGAGGACAGGUGGCGCGCACCCGCGUUCGAAAGCUCCGAGAGGAGAAGAAGAAGAAGCGGGAGGACGAGCAGAGGAGGAAAGAGGAGGAGGACAAGAAAACACGCGGUGAAGGGGAGAAGGAGGAUGAAGCGGUUGCAGGAGCAGAGAAGGAAAAAAAUUCGUCAGAAGAGGAGACCCGGCAGAUGGAGGAGAUCUUGCAGUUGGAGCGGGAGAUCGAGCGUUUGCAGAAGAAGAGAGAGGACGAGGUGUCGCAGCUGUGUGAGUCCUCUAAACAGCAGCUGCAGCUGCGCCGGGACGCUGAGCUUAAGCGAAUGAAGAAGGAGGCGUCUCGCAAGGCCACUGAGCUCAUUGACCUCCUGAACUUCGGCGGCGUGGAUCCCUCGCAGGCAGCAGCGGAAGCAAAGCCUGCUGCCGAAGCAAAACCUCCCAAAAGGUCAAGCGGCGCAACAGGUGCUUCCAAAGAGGAGGAGGUAGAUGAGGGCUUCCAUGCUGAGGAGGAGUGCAUCCCUCUCCCUGACUUCCCUCCUCCUGCUGAGACGAAUGCUCCCGUGGAUCAGGACAUAUUUGCUCAACUUCCUCCUCCCCCACCUGCCUUUGCUGAGGGGACAGUGCCACCUGCGCCACCUCCUCCACCUCCUCUGCCCACUGAUGGGGAAUUUGUCACUGGAAUUCCUCCCCCGCCUCCUCUCCCUCCACCUGGAGAUGGCUCUGCUGUUCCUCCACCUCCUCCACCGCCGCCUCCCCCAGGAGAGGGAGAGAAGACAGAGGCAGCUAAGGCAGAGCCGGAGAGGAAGGUGAGCAUGGUAGAGAGCCUCGGGGACGGAGAGGAGCCGAUCUACAGCAUGCCGGCCGACACCGAGUCAGACUACGACCAGGAGGACGAGGAAGGGUCCGUCAACGCUGGGGACGACAGCUCCGUGUCCGGGAGCAACCGCGGCAGCGCUGCCGUGACGGACGAGGAGCACCCGAGGAAAUCCACCUGCACCAACGCCAGCAUCGAGUCCUACAGAGGCAGCUCUGACUCUGUGAGGACACACACUCACAUGCUUCCUCACAUGCGUGCACGCAGACAUUAUGCAGACAGUGAUGAUGAGCAUGAUGGGAUGAUGGACACUGAUGAAGAGGUGACCAAUGGCAGAGUCACUUUGUUUAAUGGGAAUGGACCACCAUAUUUCCAUGGCUACCUCUACAUGAAGGCUGGGCUGAUGAUCCCGUGGCGCAGGAGGUGGUGCGUGUUGAAAGACGAAACCUUCAUGUGGUUCCGGUCAAAACAAGAGUCUCUGAAGUCUGGCUGGCUCUACAAGAAAGGAGGAGGACUCUCGACUCUGUCACGGAGGUUGAACUGGAAGAUGCGCUGGUUUGUGCUGAGGGACAGUAAACUCAUGUACUACGAUAACGACAGCGAGGAGAAGCUGAAGGGAACCAUCGACAUCCGGGCCGCAAAGGAGAUUGUUGAUAAUCAUGAAAAGGAAAACGCUCUGAACAUUGUGACAGACGAGCGGACCUAUCAGGUGUUUGCAGAAUCACCAGAGGAUGCAAGCGGCUGGUUCAAUGUCCUCAGUAAAGUGCGUGUUUGCACUCCUGAGCAGUUGCUAGAGAUGUCCCAUGAGCAAGCCAACCCAAAGAAUGCUGUGGGAACUCUUGACGUUGGGCUGAUUGACUCUGUUUGUGCGUCAGACAACCCCGAUCGGCCCAACUCUUUCGUCAUCAUCACGGCAAACCGUGUGAUCCACUGCAACAGCGACACACCAGAGGAGAUGCAUCACUGGAUCAGUUUGCUGCAGAAACCCAAAGGAGACGCCAGGGUGGAUGGACAGGAGUUCCUGGUCAGAGGUUGGCUCCAAAAGGAGAUGAAGACGAAUGCUAAGAGCACCUCCCUGAAGCUGAAAAAGCGCUGGUUUGUUUUGACCCACAACUCCCUGGAUUACUACAAGAGCUCGGAACGAAACUCCUCCAAGAUGGGAACUCUGGUCCUGAACUCCCUCUGCUCCGUCAUUCAGCCGGAUGAGCGUGUGCACCGGGAGACAGGUUACUGGAACAUCAUCGUGUACGGGAGGAAGCAUUCGUACCGCCUUUACACCAAGAUGCUGAAUGAAGCUAUGAGGUGGACUGCUGCUGUACAGGGAGUCAUAGACAGUAAAACUCCCAUAGAAACUCCAACACUGCAACUCAUCAGAGACAUCAAGGAAAACAGCGUGAACCCGGACAUAGUGGAGCAGAUGUACAGGAGAAACCCCAUCCUGAGAUACACUCAGCAUCCUCUGCACUCUCCUCUGCUGCCGCUGCCGUACGGAGAGGUCAUGACCUCAGUACAAAGGCGGCAGGGCUACGCCAGUCUGCAGGACGAGGCGGUGCGAGUGUUCAACUCCCUGCAGGAGAUGGAGACUCUGGCAGACACGGUGCCCAUCAUUCAGGGCAUCCUGCAAACCUGCCAGGACCUGCGUCCUCUCAGGGAUGAGGUUUAUUGUCAGGUGAUCAAACAGACCAAUCACGUGCCUCAGCCCAACAUCCCAGCCAAUCGGGCACACUGGCACCUGCUCACCUGCAUGAGCUGCACCUUCCUGCCCAGUCGAGUCAUCCUCAGAUACCUCCGCUUCCACCUGAAAAGGGUUCGUGAGCGUUACUCCGGCACGGAAAUUGAGCGUUAUGCUACCUUCAUUGGAGAGUCCCUGAAGAAGACCAAGACUCGAGAGUUCGUCCCCUCUCAGGAGGAGAUUGCUGCCCUGCUGGUGAGACAGGAGAUGAGCACCACUGUCUACUGCCACGGAGGAGGUUCCUGCAAGAUCUCCAUCAAUUCACACACCACAGCUGGAGAGGUUGUGGAGAAGCUGAUCAGAGGCCUGGCCAUGGAGGAGAGCAAGAACCUGUUCUCUCUGUUUGAACACAACUCCUCCAUUGACCGAGCUUUGGAGAGCAGAGUGAUUGUCGCAGAUGUCCUGGCCAAGUUUGAAAGAUUGGCGGGCAGUGACGAGGAGGAGGAGGAAGGAGAAUGGAAACUCUACUUCAAACUCUACUGCUUCUUGGAUGUGGAGAGCAUGCCCAAGGAGGGAGUGGAGUUUGCAUUCAUGUUUGAACAGGCUCAUGAGUCUCUGAUAAGUGGUCACUUUCCGGCCUCAGAGGAGACCUUGCAGCACCUGGCGGCGUUACGUCUCCAGUAUCUCCACGGCGAUGGGGCAGGUCGAGCCGGAUGGAGUCUGGGAAGUGUUUAUCCAAUUGGGCGUCUCCGCAAUCGCAUCUUCCACUCCACCAAGACAGGCAUGGGGGCCGCAGGUGGAGCUGGAGCAGGUGGAGCGGGAGGAGUGGGAGACGGGAAGGGCAUCGUGGGAGGACCAGGAGGAGUCAGCAUUGGGGUAGAGAGACGAAAGACCCCGAGCUUCCUGGAUGGAACCCUGAGGAGGAGCUUCAAGACUGGGUCACUGAAGAAGCAGAAGGUGGAGGAGGAGCAGAUGGAGAUGUGGGUGAAGGAGGAGACGUCUGCCACACGGACCAGUGUUCUGGAGAAGUGGACCCGGCUGCAGGGAAUGCCUCAGCACCAGGCCAUGCUGAAAUACAUGAGCAUCAUUAAGGAGUGGCCCGGAUAUGGAUCUACUCUGUUUGACGUGGAGUGUAAAGAGGGCGGUUUCCCUCACGACCUGUGGCUCGGCGUGAGUGCCGAGAACGUUUCCGUGUAUAAACGAGGUGAACCCAAACCUCUGGAGACCUUCCAGUACGAGCACAUCACCUUUUUUGGGGCUUCACAGCCCUGCACGUACAAGAUCAUUGUGGAUGAGAGGGAGAUGUUCUUUGAGACUCCAUUGGUCGGAGAGAUCACCAAGAUCAUGAGGGCCUACAUAAACAUGGUAGUGAAGAAACGCUGCAGCAUCAUGUCAGUGUCCAGCAUUUCCAGUUCCUGGGCCAGGUGAUUUUCAGCAGCCGGUCAGAGCCCUCAGUUUGUCCGCAGACAAACAGACGCAGUGGCCUCCCCCAGUGUCGGUCGGUCGGUUGGUUGGUUUUGAUGGAGGCAGUCGCACCAAGCAGCCAAUCCCCGAGGGUGAAUUGUGAGUGGCGGCCGAGUGUGUCCACACUCUGGCUGGCCGGGGGUUUCACUUUUGGGAUAAGGGAUCCAUCUUUAAAAGGAGCAUGACAUGAAGAAAACGUUCCUUUCAAAUACAUCACCCUCCCCUCUGUUGUAGUCCUGCAUGUAGGUAUUGAAGCACACUCCAAACUUCUCUCCGCUUUCCUCUGUGGAAAGAAACUACAAGCACAACUCAGCCGCCUCACUCUGUCCAAAGGUGGCUCCCUUCUCCUCCCCCCGGUGCACUGCCAGACAGAAGACAGCCACACUUUCUCAGUUACGUUUCUUCCUCACAGCUCCUCAGAGUCUGUCUCUUUCUCCUCAUGCAUCCUCACUUCCUGUUGCAUCUUUAUUUGCUGUUAGAAUAACUUGCUUGCUUUCUCUCUCUCUGUUGUUCUCUCUGUGACUUUUUUUUAUUUUUUUUUAUCUUUUUUUUUUAUCAUCAUCUAAAUUGCAUUGUUUGUAACCGAGAGAAAGGACUUCCUGUAAAUGAUGCUCAUUCUUCUUCAGGGCUGCUUAAGAUAAAAAUAAGCCCUUACUGACUCCACAGUGCCACCGUGUGGCCCGGGGGAAGAAAAGUCACCCUGAAGAAGCGGCUUUAAAUAUUUCUGAACAAUAUCAAAUCAAUACUAUUGCUGAGGAAGAAGAGAGGCUAUGCCUCGGAGGCUCUCGUCUCUUGUUUAGCCUGACAUGAAGGGUCGUGAUGUGCAUGGGUAACGGCCUCGUGAGGCUCUAUAAAGAGAAUAUCAACCAGAAUAGUAUGAUGCAAAACAUCUCCCUAUAUAUAUGUCUACAUGUAAUACUCACAGCGUAAAUCUAAUGUAUAUUCACAUAUGUGUAAACUGAAACUGAAUUGUUUUUGUACUGUAUAUCACACAAUAUGAGAGUUAUUAAAUGUACAGUGGCCACUGCACUGUACAGUAUAUAGAUGCCAUACUAUGAUGCAAUGUGACACCUCUUGUGUAACAUACAUGCGACUGAAUGGUGUUGAUGACAACCACUGUCUGUGUGUGAAUCUGAUGCCAAUGCUGUAUGUGCACCAUUCACUGGCUGUGCCAUUAAUGUGACUCACAGAAAAUGAGCAGGAACACAAGAUGGGGAAACGAUGGUGGUCAUGUUUUUUACAGUGUUUUUUGAUGAAUUUAUCAUUAUUGUUACGUGUGGGACUCACUCAGAAGCAUCAGAUAGAGACAUGAUGGCAUCUUGUGACUGCUCAGUCGCCUUUUCUCACCUUUUCUUCACUGAGAUCAGUGAUUUAAAGGAGAACGUGUAAGCUACAGAUCGUCUGGGUCUCCAACAACGUGAGGUUUUAUUACUGCUACUACUCUUAUUACUGUAUGCCCCCCCCCCCGCUAUCUUAACCACCCCAAAGUGCUGAAUGUGCGUGUACUUGAGCGUAUUUAUGGUGUAAUCCAAAACCAUUUGGUAAAGAAAAAGGGACGUGAGUGUACUCCUCAGAAACGAUGUGUAGUGACUUCACUAAUGUUUGCAAAGAAUGGUGUUGUGCUUGUGAUUUAAAGGGAAACGCAUGGGAUUUCAAGGUAGGGUAAGGGGUUAUUUAUUUCUAAUUGUACCGUGUGUAUUGCAAGGUGGGUUUGGGACGAUGAU